AUGAGACCUGCCGAAGCAACUACUCUCCACAUUAUCUAUUAUGAGCCUGAUGAAUCAAAUCCUUCGGAAUGGUAUAAUCCUGAUUACUCUUGGUAUUGUACUGGGUAUAUUAAAAAUAAAGGAGAAGCAAAAAACAAUUCUGAACCUAGACCGUUUCUAUCCAUGAAAAAGAAUCCAGAACAUGCAAGAGAAUUGCUUACCUGGAUUCAAAAUGCAAUAGCGAUUGAAAAGUUGCGCAAUCCUGUCUAUAGUAUUAAUGGAAAACGUAGUACAGAUGUAUUUAGUAAAUUUUUAAAGCCAUAUGGUAUUACAGCUAAAAGAUUAAGAAAAAUCAGAGGUAAACAUGCUUCUAGAGUUCAUGGUGCUCAAAAUUCAACUUCACAACAUCUUGCUUUCCUCAGCAGGAUUGCAAUGAGGCAUAAGAUGGAUCGUCAUGAUUCUGGAAUGUAUUAUGCCGAAGGUGAUACUUCCGAUUCUGAUCUUGACUCAAAUCUAGAGCCUGAACCCAAAACUCAAACUUUCACACCCAAGCCAAUUAAUGAGAAUACUUCUGAAAUUAAGGAUAUCUAUGACUUAUAUGGGAGUAUCUAG
Molecule: messenger RNA, 591 nt
Organism: Cetraspora pellucida
Lineage: Eukaryota; Fungi; Glomeromycota; Glomeromycetes; Diversisporales; Gigasporaceae
Source: the annotation of a GenBank genome assembly